This is a messenger RNA of Felis catus (domestic cat), 979 nucleotides long. RefSeq names its product testis expressed 49 (gene SPMIP11). The record is from RefSeq and is a predicted model, not a curated record. NCBI's taxonomy places the organism in Eukaryota, Metazoa, Chordata, Mammalia, Carnivora, Felidae. Bases 291 to 845 code for a protein of 184 amino acids. The transcript is spliced from 5 exons.
UCUAAUCUCAAUUUAAUUCUAAAUCUAUGAAGUAGAUACCAUUGCCAUUUUUAAAAAUAAAACAGAGGCUUAACCUAUUCAAAGAUCCCAAGAAUAUGGCAAAACUAAUAUUUGACCCCAGGUCUGUGCUCUUUCAACUCGCUGCCUUCUGAAACUUACAGUACACAUAAGACUGGGACAAGAAAAAGAGUAACUGGCACUUGAUUCCUCCAUUUUUCUGAAGUUAUUUAGCCCACUCCCACUCCAGCUCUACAUUGAACCCAUAAAUCCUGUCUCCUUAGAUAAAGGGAAUGUCAGUCAUAGUAAUUCUUCAGGGCAUUACCAUGGUUACCAAACACAGAGACCAGUGCUCCAGCCUGGACAUUCCAGAAGAGGACAGGGAGGAGCUAAGAUGGCCUUCUUCAACUUAUAUCUAUUGGGAUAUCAAAAUUCCUUUUGGAACAAGAAAAGGGACACAACUAAAGAAACAAGUGAUGUUAACUGACCUUUUGAUUAAGGUGGUGUUUGCCAGUUUUCUCCACUGUCAAGACCAGAAGGAACCAGUGCCCACUAGGCUUCCCCGUAUUAUCUCAGAAGAUGGGAAUUAUUCCGUACACCAGAAUAGCCACACAAGGUAUCAUGAAGCUAUAAAGAAGGUGUUGUUAAAGACAUUCCCCAAUCAGGUCUUCAGAGUCCCCUUGACUGAUGCUCAGAACUUCAGCUUCUGGCGGUCCCAUGAUCCAGGAGCGCGCCCAGAAGAAACCAUGCCAUGGAUCCGGAGCCCCCGCCACUGCCUCAUUAAAAGCCCAAUGACCAGGUUUAUGGAUCACUCUGUUCUGAGUGACAGAAACUUCAGUCUGUAUUGAACAGGAUAUAUUUGCAUGAUGGACUGUGGAAGCAGGGCAAAGAAGGAGAAAACGGAGAAGGUGUCCUGGUUCCACUGAGGGACUAAUGGGAGGAGGGGACCUCAAGAGCAGAGUAAACAUUGGAUUAGAAGUCA